Molecule: messenger RNA, 783 nt
Organism: Gilbertella persicaria
Lineage: Eukaryota; Fungi; Mucoromycota; Mucoromycetes; Mucorales; Choanephoraceae
Exons: 4
Coding region: 1-783 (260 amino acids)
Source: RefSeq, a predicted model, not a curated record
AUGCCAGGAAACGCACAAUCAUCCGCUGUUGAUUAUGUGACAUCCAAUUGGGCAACUUCAGGCAAAAGCUUUUAUGGAAGUGAGGACAUUAGUUUUGUUCAGGACCCAGUUACAGGAAAUGAGACUGUACUUCAAGUCAAAUAUCCUACUGGUUCUUAUGCUCCCGUCGGCACAAAAACAAGUGAUGGUGUUGUAGGUGGUGUGGAGUUCUUUUCUGUGCCUGACGACGGAAAGACAUAUAACACAGCUCUUUUAAGUUACGAUCUUGCAUUCGAUUCUGAUUUUAAUUGGGUAAAGGGUGGGAAGCUUCCUGGCAUUUUUGGAGGACCUCCUGGUGAAGGAUGUUCAGGUGGUGAAAAGGCAACAGGGUCCAACUGCUUCUCAGUGCGACUGAUGUGGAGGGCCAAUGGAGCAGGCGAAGCGUAUGCUUAUAUUCCAACUUCUGACAGUCUCUGUAACAGUAAACAAGUCAUUUGUAAUACCGAUUAUGGUACAUCGUUUUCUCGAGGUGUCAUUCAAUUCUCUACUAAAAAAUGGACUCGUAUGGAAGUUUAUAUCAAGCUAAAUUCAGGUUCAAAUUCAAAUGGAAUCUUACAAGUAUGGCAAGAUGGUUCACUUAUGAUUAACCAACAGCAUAUCCAAUUUCGCUCAAGCGAUUCUGUUGGUAUUUCCAGUCUAAUGUUCAGCACAUUUUUUGGUGGUGGUUCGUCUGAUUAUGCUACAACACUAGCAAUACACCUGAACCCACUGACGGAAAUGCUGCUUCUACAUUGUCUGCUUUGA